Molecule: messenger RNA, 2613 nt
Organism: Anopheles darlingi
Lineage: Eukaryota; Metazoa; Arthropoda; Insecta; Diptera; Culicidae
Exons: 4
Coding region: 1-2589 (862 amino acids)
Source: RefSeq, a predicted model, not a curated record
AUGAGUUCGGGACGCUCGGUGGAGCUGGCGGAGUGCAUUUUGGAAUUCAACAACCAUAUCCAGUCGUAUUUUAUUAGCAGUACCUACGGAAACGAGACGCUCGUUAAUCGAUGCUUGGAGAAACUGUUAUCCGAUGGGGCCGACGGCUGGACUUUUGAUGUAAAUGCAUACGAGGUUAACGUUUUCUUCGUCAAUCUGCACAAGCUGCUCAGCCAUAGCAUGAAGAAAAGCAACCUGCUGUGGUCAGUAAUCGGAGUUCUGGAGGUGGCCGUAGCCGAAGAAGAAACGCGAUUGGCUCUCGUAAACAGCUUUCGCUUCCUACCACUCGUUUCGGGCCUGCUGCUGGAGGUGAACACACCCGAGCAACAGAAGCGUGUGCUCUCCCUGCUACACAUUCUUUCCUACGGUGCCACGGCCGACGGACACGAGAUCUACAUCGAGAUGCUCGUUCAGAAGCUGCUCGGCCUGAUUGUCCAGAAUCGGGAAAAACCGAAACGGGGCGAAAUCGAACAGCUAGCACUGUCGAUUCUGGUGAACCUGUGUCAGCAGGACAUCUCGAAUACGUUCGUGCUCAUGCGAAACACCCCGAUCUCGGAGUUUUGCCAGCGGAUUCAAGACUUUGGACUGCUCGCCUGCAAGAUGUAUACCGUGCUCGAGCAAAACGAUCACAUCAAGGAGAUGGAUCUGCACUAUCUGCUGCGGAUGAGCUUCGGAGAGGUACGUUUGAUAUUGGCCUCGAAGAACAGCUUCAGUUUGCGACAUGUCGUCGACUUUUUGCGCUACGUGAAAACGCUACGCGACACACAGAACAGUGAACCGGUGAGAGUGGCAUUGACUGAUGAGAACUUCACCAAAGACGUGCUAGCGUUUCUGCAAGAUAUCGAGACGUACUGGAGUGAGCAGGAGAAGGAAGCGGAAACGAAUAGCCCCGGUGGGCCACCGAAGCGAUGCAAAACGAACGCAGCUAAACUGCGCAAAGAUCGUACCACGGACGGGUUGUUUGAUAUUCUGGAGUGUGUUGUAUCGCUGAAACCGGACGACACGGAACUUUACCGUAAGAUAUGCGCAAUAGGACCAAUACGUCUCAUCAACAACGCACAAGAGGAUUGCUCGAAAGCGAUCACGCUGUUGCGUACGAUCUUAGAGAACCAUCCCACCGAUAUGGGAUUCGCAAAGGAAUGUACGUCGGUACUUAACACACUGAUGGAUACGAUUACAAAUAACAAUGAGGAGCAGCUGGUGGCCACAUUUGCGAGACUGCUGGCCACAAUCGGGCGAAUGCUUAAUGCGACGGAUGACACGAUCGAUGCGGUAGCGGAACGAUUCCAUCGGCACGUUUUCAGUAACAUACUGGGCCAAUCGGGUCAAGUGGCUGCGUUUGAUUACUCCGCCGGCGAUAGGACAGCACGGAAGUAUCUCUGGUCGUUGCAUGCUUUCUACGAACUGUCCAAUAUCUCCCCGACCCUCUGGUAUGCCAAGGUGGUGAAUCUUCUGAAGCAGAAACCAAUACAGUUUCUCAUCGCCAAGGAAUUGACUAGCGGUAGGGAUAUAGAGAUAGUGGAGGCCAUACUACAGAUCACCACGGCAGCCGAUUUCCCGAAGCGCAACGUGGCUCUUAUGAUCCAGAUGCUGAAGAACAGUGGACCGCCGGUCGACGCGCUUGAGCAGCAGGAUCUUUCUUCGACGACGAGGAAUCGUGUCCCUCAAAUUCCUCCUCCCAACGGGUACUCUUUGCUACGUGCGAUGAGUCGCAACCUGGAGAAUCGAAUAAAUCAGGCAGUGGAACGGAUACAGGAUGCGAAAGUGGCGGGAUUGAUCAAUGCGGAAAAAGCGGAACUGGUGGAAUUCUACACCUACAAGAUCAACAUGCAGGCCAGCCUAAUGAAUGAUUUGCGCCACAGCUUGGAAGCGACGACCGGGCAAAUCACAACCCUUAUGCACCAGAACCAGUUGCUGAUGGCGGAAAUUGAGAAGAGUCGAAAGAAGAAUGUACCGCUGCUGUUGAAGGAGUCUGCUUUAGAAAACGAGAACCGGUUGUUGGGACAAGAGUUGGCGGAGAUGAAAUUAGCCGCUGCCUCGUACGAUAAGAAGAUGAAUCAAUUAAAGCAGGAGCAGCGCGAGCUUCAUAAAAAGUACAGCGAAAAGGGUGAGAAGUGUAUUAAACUUGCUAAGGAAGUCGAACAGCUGCGGACGCGAGAUGAUAAGUACGAAAAGGAGAACAAACGCCUCUGUCUAGAGUUAGCCGCAAUGACACAAAAUAGAGACGAGUCGCGAAAACUGCUUAAAGUGUAUGAAGACGAACGACAGCAGCUGAUUGAGCAGCGGGAUGCGGAUCGGAAAACGUACGACUGUAAGCAACGGGAGUUGGAGCGAGAAAUAUCUAAGCUUAAGGAUCUUGUGCAACAACUGGAGGCCACACUCGAGCAACGCGAUGGUACGAUCGUGGCCCUAGACAAGGAUAAAACGGUUUUGCGCGCAAAGUUGAAGGACAGUGAGGAACGCAUCAAGCAAGUUGAGGACGAACUGAAGGAGAACGAAAACAUUAAACAAGCGAUAUAUAGUCUAAUGAACAAGAAUAAGAAAGUAUGAAAGGAUCACUCGGAAAAGGACCAU